AUCGACGAUGAAGUUCUGGCUGGGAAUAUCUUUGGCACUUUUGGCCUUAGGCCAAACCCAUGGAAGUAUAUUCGAGAGGACUUUCAAAAGGAUCCAUGAAGAACCACCACUCCCAACUAGUCAGAGCCGAGCGGAUGUAGUGCAGACCCUUUGGAUCGAACAGAAAUUGGAUCACUUCGAUGCGUCAGAGACGCGAACAUGGCAAAUGCGUUAUAUGCUCAACGAUGCUCUUUAUAAGUCUGGAGCCCCUCUGUUUAUCUAUCUUGGCGGAGAAUGGGAGAUCUCCGCUGGCAGAAUAACCGGUGGCCACCUUUACGACAUGGCCAAGGAACACAAUGCUCUUUUGGCUUACACGGAGCACCGCUACUAUGGACAAAGCAAGCCCUUGCCCGAUCUUUCAAAUGAAAACAUUAAAUAUCUGAGUGUGAACCAGUCCUUGGCUGACUUGGCGCAUUUCAUCACUACCAUCAAGCAAAACCAUGAGGGUUUGUCUGAAUCCAAGGUCGUUAUUGUGGGUGGUUCAUACUCCGCCACAAUGGUCACCUGGUUCAAGAAGAUCUACCCGGAUCUGGUGGUUGGAGGCUGGGCUUCCAGUGCCCCGCUCUUUGCCAAGGUUAACUUUGUGGAGUACAAGGAAGUCACUGGCCAAUCCAUCGAACAGAUGGGUGGCUCUGACUGCUACAAGCGAAUUGAGAACGGCAUUGCUGAGAUGGAGACCAUGAUAGCCACCAAACGCGGUGCUGAGGUCAAGGCCCUUCUUAAGCUCUGCGAACCCUUCGAUGUCUACAGCGAUCUGGAUGUGUGGACUUUGUUCAGCGAGAUUUCCGAUAUCUUUGCGGGCGUAGUGCAGACUCAUAAUGCUGGCCAAAUCGAGGGUGUUUGCCAAAAGAUAAUGGCGGGUUCGAAUGAUCUUACUGGUGUUGCUGGCUAUUUGCUGGAUGAAUUCGAGGCAAGCGGCGGCAAGUGCUAUGAUCUCAGCUAUGAUGGUAUAACUGGACUGCUUUUGGACACUACUUAUAACGGGAAUAUCAUGCGACAGUGGAUUUUCCAGACCUGCAACGAGUAUGGUUGGUAUCAGACCUCCGGCUCAAGAGCCCAGCCCUUUGGCACCAAGUUCCCUGUUACGUACUACACCACCAUGUGCGCUGAUUUGUAUGGCUCCCAGUAUAGCAACGAGUUCAUUACCAACCAAGUGAGUACCACCAACCAGUACUUUGGUGGACUGACCCCUGGUGUGGAAAAUGUCUACCUCACCCAUGGUCAAUUGGAUCCCUGGAGGGCAAUGGGAAUUCAGGAUGCGGAUCAGGCCACCAUCAUUCCAGAAUAUGCCCACUGCAAGGACUUCAACUCAAUCAGCUCCAGUGACACUGCUGAGAUGAAAGCCUCCAAGGAACGCAUUGCCGAACUCGUUCGUGAAUGGGUUAAAUAACCUUAGACAACGUCACAGUUUAUAAAAAAAUGCCAAUCUAAAAUUAAGUGGAAUAAACAUUUAAACACACUUACAAACGUUGACAUUGGAAUCUAAUCAAAUUAAGAUAAGAUACCAAGAAAUUCAUGGAUGAUUUACUAUUUGAUCUGAAAACAUUUAAGAUAUGCAGAUCCUCCUUUGCCUAAAAAAAUAAAGAUUUAUAAAAACAAAAUAA
This is a messenger RNA of Drosophila biarmipes, 1643 nucleotides long. Its product is annotated as putative serine protease K12H4.7. The record is from RefSeq and is a predicted model, not a curated record. The transcript has 7 exons. Lineage: Eukaryota; Metazoa; Arthropoda; Insecta; Diptera; Drosophilidae. The coding region runs from base 8 to 1429 and encodes 473 amino acids. Gene Ontology annotation, biological process: proteolysis. Gene Ontology annotation, molecular function: dipeptidyl-peptidase activity; serine-type exopeptidase activity.